AUGACUCGAUCGGAAGGAGGCGGGCGCACGCAGCACUUCUCGCACAUCUUUGCGCGUCUGCAGGAGCUGCAGAACUAUGGCUGGGACACGGACAUUGAGCCCUUCCACUCAUCGUAUGAUAACUGGCAUUUCUUCGGUUACGAGAAGCAAGCGCCCCGGCAGGAUCGCCCUGUGUCAAGAGGAAGGAGCGCCGUAACCUCCCCCACCUCUCUCAAGCUGUCGCAUUCGCCCGACUCCCUGACCCGAAGCCGCCCAACCAUAACACGCACUCACCGCAGUUCGGGCUCAGAUGCGAGCGCCUCCACCGUACAAACACAUCGCACCAACACCACCGCCAAAGGUGUGGCGAGAGAAGGCCGGACCGUCGUAUGCCGUGUCUCGCAGCAGACUCUGCGCCUCGAACGCGAGUUCCAGCUCGCCAAACUCGUCGUCAAGGAGUCGGAUCCAGAGUGCAAGCACUUUGUUCGCCCCAUAGAGUUUGUGAGGCUAUCCACCAAAGCCGGUGAGGAGCCUCUUGUCGCCAGUAUAUUCGAAGCCCCAGGGCCCAACUACCUCAACGACUUGGUCAACUUCGGCCCCAAUUUCUGGAAGGUUGGCAGUCAUGGACAGAGCGGUCAAUCAGAUACUUCAUUGCCCAACAAGGGGAUACCUCUCCUCACCUUCCUCGACUUUGCCGUCGGAUCAGUCGAGUGUCUGGAAAUAUUGCAUCACGGUCACGAAAUCGUCCAUGGCGAGAUUCGGGGCGAUGCCUUCCAUUUCGCUGAGAACGGGACAGUCAAGAUGAUCAAUUUUGGAUCCGGCGCACGAUCUUUCGAGAACGGACUGACAAGCGCGGGUUGGAGUACCCUGUCAAAAGAGACUGGCAUCGAAUUGAAGUUGGCCUUCAUAUCCCCUGAACAGACUGGUAGAAUGCCCGCUGAACCCGACACAAGAACCGACAUCUAUAGUCUUGGUAUUCUCUUCUACACGAUGCUCUGCGGUCAGACGCCAUUCGAAGGCGCUACGGCUCUCGAUGUCAUGCAGAACGUCAUCAGCAAGCGAAUUCCUCCAAUUUCUUCCAGACGACUAGAUAUCCCAGAGGCUUUGUCCGAGAUCAUCCAACGUAUGACGCAGCGCAAUAUUGAGGAGAGAUACCACUCUACUUCAGGCUUGAAAUUCGAUCUCUUUCGUAUCCGCGAGCUUCUUUACGAUGGAGAUGUAGAAGGAUUGAAGGCCUUCCAUGUAGGCACCAAGGACAUCAGUUGCUUCUUCAACUUGCCCCUCAAACUAAUCGGGCGUGAGAAAGAACGCAAGACUAUAGUAGACGUGAUAGAGCGCGUAGCGAGGCAGCGUCGGACUAACGUCAAGGCGUUGCAGAGCCUGAGCUCAGGUUCCUCCUUUUCAGAUCAACGACGAGACCUGCAGUUUGACGACAUCAUUUCCGAAAGCACUAGCUCCAGAGGCUCCGACAGCAGGCUCAACAGCGUUUCGGCAGAUGGCCCUGUAUUCAUGGAAAGCGCUCGGUCGAUGCAACAGGGCUCCCAGGAUAGUGUGGCACAAUCAGAAUCAUCAACGGCUGAGGGAAGUGUGGACAGUCGGCCCCAACUGCAAUCCGCGAGCCGCGGCCGUUCCAACAAUAGCAUUGAGAGCACCGGAAUCUAUUCUCGCAGCCACCAAUCCAACGAUGGCCUAAGAACUCUAGCCAGCACGCGAAAACUAAGGCGCAAGGCGCGAUGUGAGGUGAUAGCCAUCGCCGGUGCCACCGGAUUGGGUAAAUCUCGUCUCGUGCAGAGCGUACAGAGCACAGCAAGGAGCACUGGCUACUUCGCUAUGGCUAAAUUUGAUCCCGCCAAGAAAGCACCAUUUGACCCCAUUCUUCGGCUGAUGUCUUCUUUCUUCCGCCAAAUAUGGUAA
Alternaria hordeiaustralica is the source of this 1893-nucleotide messenger RNA. RefSeq lists its product as uncharacterized. The transcript has 2 exons. Gene Ontology annotation, molecular function: protein kinase activity; ATP binding. The record is from RefSeq and is a predicted model, not a curated record. NCBI's taxonomy places the organism in Eukaryota, Fungi, Ascomycota, Dothideomycetes, Pleosporales, Pleosporaceae. The coding region runs from base 1 to 1893 and encodes 630 amino acids. Gene Ontology annotation, biological process: protein phosphorylation.